AUGUUCAGCACUUGGUACCAAAGCCACAUCCAACGAACUUUGGCCCGACAAGAUCAGAAUCCACCUCUGCGACCAGCACGGGGUCCAUCUACGCAACCUACCAUGGCAGGGACUCAAGGGAACAAAGAUGGCGACAUCAAGACCAAGUACGAGUCGGUAUUUGGACCUAAUAUAGGAUCAGUCAACAACGGUCCCGCUUGGACUCAAAUCAAGGAGAAGAAAGUACUAGUAGACGAGCUGACAGCUGACGUGGUCCAAGGAUGGAUAGAGAAGAGUAAAGAUACAACCCAACCGACUACCACCCUCCAAGCACUUGUCAAUCUUAAGCGACCGACUCUUCGACUUUCCCCCUUAGCACCGUCGAACGAAGCUACUGACGACAGUGGGGACAUUAAUCAUCACCACCACCAUCAUGGUCUUGAGUUUGAAUUCGACUGCGAUGCCCCAAAGUGUGGUAUCUAUGUGCAUGUUCACCUCCUGCCCGAACAUCCUGAGGCUACCGGUCCCUCUUCAACUCCGACCAAAAUCCUUGUCUACGAAAGUAUCGUAGAAGGCGGGUUUGGGAAGGCCCUCAAGAUUUCUGAUGGGGCCAUUUUAGAACUCGGGAGGUACGAUGUUGAGCAGGUUCAGGCUGAAUCAAAGUUGGCAGAACAAUCGGACACCGAUGCCGCGGACAAUACAAUACCUGCAGAAGGCGCUGUAGCAGCUACUUCCGAAAGCAACGCAAACUCUCGCCAUGCUCGCCGGCGUUUCACCAACUUUCACUUCCGCCGCCGCACCCAUGUUCAGAAUCGUAGUGUUGCGGGUCCGGCGCUCGCCGUAUUGGAUGCGGAACCUGCUGGUUCACCAGGGUCUAAUACCGCUGCUGAGGACGGGGAGAAGGACAAGAAGGACAAGGAACAAGAUAAGCAAGGUGCCCGUGUAACCAUUAGAUUGGCUGCGUUGGACGAACAAGGAGCCGAGCUUAGCUCUCCUAAUGAACAAGUCACAUACCUCCAUAUUUUUAGGUUCGGGGUCAAUCCAGCCCUUGCUGACGGUGCGGAUGCGGUAGAAGACACGCGGCCAUGGGUCGUUAAGGUCGUUAAACGAGAAGCGACGAUUGGUCCUCAUACAUUUCAACUCCACGAAAUAUUCGGUCUAUCGUCUUCGUCGAAGGCCUCUCACACCCCCGCUCCCACUGCCCCACUUCCAACUGCUUCUCCCGUAUCCCACACGUACCCACCAACUACCACUCCCUCCGCCACCACUCCUCCCGUUGAUGGGCACGAUGAAGAGGAUCCAUCUUCCGAGUGUUUAGUCUGUCUGUCUUCUCCACGGGAAGUCGUUCUCCUUCCUUGUCGACACCUUGUCGCGUGUAAAGAUUGUGCCGUAAACAUGGUCGAGUUUGGUGCCGGUGGAAAUAUCACUCAGACGGAGGAACCGGCAGCUGCUACCAAUGGAACAGAGGCAAAUGAUGACGGUAAUAAUCAAACCGGCGAGACGGCCGAAGUGGCUGGCGCCCAUGUUCCUCCUACACUUAUGACACCACCUCCGCCCGUCACUGCCCGUCGCAAGCGCAAGCCAAAAGGGUGGUUUUGUCCGGUGUGCCGACAACCGUAUACAUCACUACUUAGGCUAACGACCUCUCCUUUGCCUCCUCGGCUUCCGAGCACCGAGGAAGGGGAGAAUUCGACAAGCACUCAGCCGGCAACUGCCCCAGGAGAGACACCUCCUACUCGCCCUGGCUUCUCGUUCCGACCAUCUUUCUUGAGGACCUUCCCAAGAUCGCCACCGAUGGGAGACGUAGAAAACCAGAUUGGGCCUGUGCGAGCAUGA
Messenger RNA from Pleurotus ostreatus (oyster mushroom), 1815 nucleotides. RefSeq lists its product as uncharacterized. The transcript has 6 exons. Gene Ontology annotation, biological process: protein ubiquitination. The coding region runs from base 1 to 1815 and encodes 604 amino acids. The record is from RefSeq and is a predicted model, not a curated record. Gene Ontology annotation, cellular component: cytoplasm. Lineage: Eukaryota; Fungi; Basidiomycota; Agaricomycetes; Agaricales; Pleurotaceae. Gene Ontology annotation, molecular function: ubiquitin protein ligase activity.